AUAGACAUCUGUAUCCAUUUAAACGACACAAAUUCCGUUCCUUUCUCCGUCAAACCUCAGAAAAUAUUUCCUUUAUCUAAAUGGGAAAUAAUCCAACGACACACACUCUGAGCCCCAAACACGCCCCCGCCGUGACGAUGAACCCAGCAACCGAAGCAGCCGAAUCAACAGAAUGGUCUCAACUCCUCGGCAGCAAUAACUGGGAAGGCCUUCUAGACCCCCUCGACCUCUCCCUCCGCCAGCUCAUCCUCCGCUGCGGCGACCUCUGCCAGGCCACCUACGACGCAUUCAACAACGACCAGAACUCCAAGUACUGCGGCUCCAGCCGCUAUGGAAAGGCCUCAUUCUUCCACAAAGUCAUGUUUGACGCCGCCUCCGACUACCAAGUCGUGUCCUUCCUCUACGCCACCGCCAAAGUCGGCCACCCUGAAGCCCUUCUUCUCCACUCGCAGUCGCGCGAGUCCUGGGACCGUGAGUCCAACUGGAUUGGCUACAUCGCCGUCACCACUAACGACGUCAGCCGCGCCCUGGGCCGACGCGAAAUACAUGUCGUGUGGCGCGGGACGACAAGGAGCUACGAGUGGGUUGAUGUGUUAGACGCUGAUCUCAAAUCUGCCAUGCAAUUGAUUCGUCCAAAUGCGCGUGCUGAAUUUGGCGAUGGCGAUGAUGGUAGUAGCAGUAGUGAUAGCCAUGGUGAUAAUGAAAAGGUUCCAAAAGUCAUGAACGGCUGGCUUACUAUUUACACCUCAGACGACACCAACUCACCCUUCACAAAGGUCAGUGCAAGAACACAGGUUUUAAGCAAGAUCAAAGGCUUGAUACAGCAAUACAAAGAUGAGAAGCUAAGCGUCACAUUAACAGGGCACAGCCUUGGCGCAAGCUUAUCGGUCUUGAGCGCUUUCGAUUUGGUGGAGAAUGGGGUUUCCGAUAUUCCGGUUGCAGCUAUUGUAUUUGGGUGCCCACAAAUUGGGAAUAAAGCUUUCAAUGAGAGGUUCAACAAGUAUACAAAUCUGAAGGUUUUGCAUGUAAAGAACACAAUCGACUUAAUAACCCACUAUCCAGGGCAGCUGUUGGGGUACGAGUACACGGGGAUUGAGCUGGUGAUAGAUACAAGGAAGUCGCCGAGCUUGAAGGACUCCAAGAAUCCGAGUGACUGGCAUAAUUUGCAGGCCAUGCUGCAUGUGGUGGCUGGAUGGAAUGGUGAGAAAGGGGAUUUUGAGCUGAAGGUCAAGAGGAGCUUGGCUUUGGUUAACAAGUCCUGUGAGUUUCUCAAGGAUGAGUGCUUGAUUCCGGGGUCAUGGUGGGUGGAAAAGAACAGAGGGCUGGUGCGUGAUGAAAAUGGGGAAUGGGUUAUGGCUCCUCCUGAUGACGAGGACCUGCCUGUCCCCGAGUAUUAUGGACAAGGGACAUGAAUUGAAUGGAUGGUUGGUGAAUUGUGAUGUUCAUCUUUUCAUUAUGUUAAUGUUCUUUGGACUUCUUUCUGUUACUUAAACGGGUGCUCCCUCCUCUGUUCUCUAGCUAGAACUAGGGUAAUCGAAUAUGCUUUUGAUCGGAUCAAUGAACAAAUGUCAUUUUCUGCUCAA
Messenger RNA from Corylus avellana, 1583 nucleotides. Its product is annotated as phospholipase A1-IIdelta-like. The record is from RefSeq and is a predicted model, not a curated record. Lineage: Eukaryota; Viridiplantae; Streptophyta; Magnoliopsida; Fagales; Betulaceae. Gene Ontology annotation, molecular function: glycerophospholipid phospholipase A1 activity. Gene Ontology annotation, biological process: lipid metabolic process.